AUGGAGAAUGGUUAUCCGUUACCGAUAUACAGUCUACAGGGGUUAGGUCUAUCUCUUUCGCCUCCUCUGCUACUGCGAUCACCGCGAUCUCUGUCUCCGGCCGGUAUCGCCAAUGACAAAGAGGUGUAUGUGGAUUGGAACAGUCGUAAAACCAGUGUCUAUCAUCAUUUUUGGCUCAGAGACCAUUGUCAUUGUGAGCAAUGCUAUCACCCGGUGACUCGACAACGACUGGUCAACACGUUUGCUAUUCCUCGUUCUAUUCAUCCAACGGCCGUGGACAGCACAGCAGAAGGCCUCGUGAUUACCUGGCCGGAUGGACAUCAGUCAAAGUAUGCCUGGGACUGGUUAUACACUCAUUCUUACAGCCCUGUGAUGCGGACCCUCUCUGAGCAGUCUCUCGCUGGGAAAAGGCGUCGAACGUGGGGUUCAGAUCUCCGACUCGACCGUCUGGCGUAUGACGAUGUAAUGAACACAGACGACGGACUGAGACAAUGGCUGGAUCAGCUCGAGGUCUAUGGGAUAUCGUUUGUGGAGAACGUGCCGACGACGGUAGAAGCGACAGAAAAGUUGGCGCGUCGCUUGUGCUUUUUGAGAGAAACGCAUUAUUCACAAGGCAUGUGGUCCUUCACAGCCGAUUUAGCGCAUGCCGAUACAGCUUAUACACAAUUAGCGCUGGGCGCGCACACCGACAAUACGUAUUUUACCGAGCCGGCUGGGUUGCAAAUGUUCCAUAAAUUAGAAUGCGAGGGGCAAGGCGGCGAUUCGUUGUUUGUGGAUGGAUUGGCAGUAGCACAACAGCUCAAGGCGACCUCACCCAACGCUUAUCGUGUCUUGUCCAAUACGCCCGUGCCGACACAUGCGGCGGGCGAUGAUCAGGUAUGGAUCGUACCGACCCCGAGAGCUUAUCCGAUCCUCAACCAUGGGCCAGACGGCGAGCUGUAUCAAAUUCGCUUCAAUAACGACGAUCGAUCCACGUUGGAUCACCUCAGCUCGAGUCAAUUGGAGGAGUUUUACGACGCCUUGUUUAUGUGGCAUGAUCUGGUCCAGUCGGCCAAGAACGAGUUGUGGGAUCCUCUACCGCCUGGCCGUGUUGUGACUUUUGAUAAUUGGCGUGUGUUGCAUGGUCGCAGUGCUUUUACCGGACAUCGAAAGAUGUGUGGUGCGUAUUUUCCGUGGGAUGAUUAUAAGAGCAGGGCAAGAACCGUGCGCAUGACACCCGAGGAUAAAGAUCGUCUUUUAUAG
Molecule: messenger RNA, 1242 nt
Organism: Mycotypha africana
Lineage: Eukaryota; Fungi; Mucoromycota; Mucoromycetes; Mucorales; Mycotyphaceae
Product: Trimethyllysine dioxygenase
Exons: 2
Coding region: 1-1242 (413 amino acids)
Biological process (GO): carnitine biosynthetic process
Cellular component (GO): mitochondrion
Molecular function (GO): trimethyllysine dioxygenase activity; iron ion binding
Source: RefSeq, a predicted model, not a curated record